Cladocopium goreaui is the source of this 787-nucleotide messenger RNA. The record is from the annotation of a GenBank genome assembly. Lineage: Eukaryota; Dinophyceae; Suessiales; Symbiodiniaceae.
CCGCCCUGCCACCGACACGGUCAAAAGACACACAGCAAUGGCAGCAUUGGACCGUGCAGAGAAUGGUCAGGCCAUGCCAGUGGUGCAGGGCAUCCCCGUGCAGCCUGCGCCAGGUGUCAUCGGCCUCCAGAUAGACCCAGUGCCUGUCACGAUGCUGGACCUUCCCAUCCAGGUGGUCUUGAGCUAUCGCACAGCAGUGACCUGCUUCGCAGUGCUGGACAUAGCCUUCACGGUGCUCAACGUGGUGGCGGCCUAUGCCACGGGCUUGGUGUGGAAUUGGUGGCAGCUCCUUUUCCUGGUCUUUCUUUUGGGCCCCCUCUGCGGCGUCCUGGGCGCCUCCUGGUUGAGACGCGAACUGGUUGGAGUCUACUUGGCUUUCUGCAUUGUAAAGACGUGCAUCCAACUCUACUCCGCGAUUUUCGGUUUCUUCUUGUGGGCGAUUCUCUUCGUGUUCUUGCAGAUUUGGAUCACCAAGAUCGUGGCAACCUUCUGCUACUUCCUGGGAAGGCUCUCACCGAUCCAAAGGCAAAUGGCCUUGGAUGCCAAGGACUAUGAGGUGCAGAGAGUGUACUGGUGAUCCCUGUGACCAAAAAAAACACAGGUCAUGAGGCCAACAAGUGGCCGAAACCUGUGGUCAUGUGGUAAACAAAACGAGUGCGCUCUUCCCAUGUUUUGGGAAAGCACCGGCCCAAGCCCACGGGACGGGAAAGAGUUGAAGCAAGUGGAGGCCGCCCAGAAUCCAAGAAUCCACUUGACUGGUCAUCCUGGGGUAAGAAGUAAGCGCUGG